Molecule: messenger RNA, 480 nt
Organism: Colletotrichum destructivum
Lineage: Eukaryota; Fungi; Ascomycota; Sordariomycetes; Glomerellales; Glomerellaceae
Exons: 4
Coding region: 1-480 (159 amino acids)
Source: RefSeq, a predicted model, not a curated record
AUGGGCCCGGCUCCACCUCCCAUCUUUCUUCCUGAGGUGCUCCUGCCUCCCCCAUUCGAAAUUUCUGCCCAGAUAGGGACGUAUCAUCUGUCGGACCUCCUCACACGGGUCACAGGUCCGGGAACAACGCAGGGCAACGACUCGAGUCGCCUUGCUGUGCCUGCGCUUGACCUUUAUGGGCCCCAACUACUUGCUUCACCUCAUCGAGGGCACAUCACCGUCACCUUCUCCACGUCCCCCCACAAUGAGACUCGCUAUACUCUGUACUGCGCGCGCACUCUAGAAAGCAGACAGAGAGGGGUGGACGGGAUCGAAGCGCACAACCGCUCGUGUUUCCUUCUCAGCGCCUACUCCCGUUUGUUUGGCCCGCCCAAAGUCAAAGUCUAUCGCGACUCUCGCCAGCGCCGUUGCAUUCGGUUCCUUCGCUCUACGUACACGAUGCACCUUGCCUUCCGCUAUUGGUUACCCUCUAGCUCGUAG